UAUCUAAAUAUAUAUUUUAUCCGGUAACGUGGUGACAUUACAAACGGCCUUGUGUUUUCUACUACACCUCCUCCCAAACGCCUUCCAUUUUCACUCAGAUCACCUAAUUUCUUCUCUAGGGUUCACCCAUUCGUCCGUACACACAAAAGGUGGCUGUACUCUAGGUCCGCCACAGAACAUGGAGCGACACAUCGAUUUCUUGGAAUGGCUUGAACUUGACAUGGCGAUAAAAAUACUUACGUGUCUGGAUGAUUCAGCUGACCUCAUUCGUGCAUCUGCUGUUUCUCGAUACUGGCAGAAUAUUGUGGUUGCUAAUGGACUUAGCAAGCAACUCUGUAUGCGAACAUUUCCGCAGCUCGCUUGCAUUACUCGUGUAGUCGAACCGAGUCAUGACAACUCAGCUGAGAGAGAGCACCGAGCCUAUGCUUCUCUUUUGCGGGCCCUCACAGCGUUUCCACUGACUUAUUGCAUUGCUAAUCCCGUGAGUGCCUCAAGCACCGAUCACUACCCACAAGAAAGCAUCAUGAAUACUCUAGACCCGCUAGACACAAUCCGCAAUCGGGGUUCUUAUUGGUCAAGUAAAGGAAGUAACGAUCCGGAAACACCGGAGACACUGAUAUAUAAUUUGACAGCUAGUCUUUGUAUUAUAACGGAAAUUAACUUGCAUCCUUUCCAAGCUUUGUUUCAGCCGGAAUUUCCGAUAUACUCAUCUAGAUUUGUGCGAUUUCGAAUGGGUCACCCAAAGUCUUCAAAAGAGUUAAGUUGUGAUUUCAUGGAGGCACAAGAAUGCGCAGAUGACAAGUUUAUUUGGACAUAUACGUCUCAGAUGUUCCCCGUGGUACAGGCAAAUCGUUUGCAAAGGUUCAAGUUGCCUGAGCCCAUAAUCUGUAUCGGUGGUUAUCUGCAAAUUGAGUUGUUGGGUCGGGUUCAGAAACAAGCUGCCGACGACAAGUAUUAUGUAUGUGUGGCUCAUGUACAAGCGAUAGGGCGCCAAUUAUCACCUGCAUUUAGUGUCGAGUUUUCUGAACGAUUAAACGAUGUAACUCUCAAGUAUGACGCUGGGGGAUUUGGACUUGCUGUUUCCAGUGGAGAUAAUGGUUCACUUAGCACCAGUUUGCUUCCGGCACAAGCUCCCAGACAACUAGCCUGGGGGAAUUUACAAGACUUUAUACACAUGAUACAAGCACAUGGCGACGGUGGGGCAUAUGAAUGGGUUGAUGAUGGUGAGGAGUUUGAUCCAGUCUUUAUAAUCUAGGUACAAUGUCGUUUCAUGUGUAGAAUAGCAUCGUGUAUAGUUUAUGGUUUCUUGUGCUACAAGUUUCUUCGGGCUUGAUUGUUUGACUUCUCGAGCUGAGAUGUUUUGUUAUGAGGCUUCUCACGUUUGUGUUCGUGAGGUUUAGUUUCAAGUUUUGGUCUCUAUGAGGUUCAAUCCAUUGCAGGAAGUGAAUCUUAGUUUCAAAUAUGAGACAUUACGUU
Helianthus annuus (common sunflower) is the source of this 1476-nucleotide messenger RNA. RefSeq names its product F-box protein At4g00755. NCBI's taxonomy places the organism in Eukaryota, Viridiplantae, Streptophyta, Magnoliopsida, Asterales, Asteraceae. Bases 179 to 1255 code for a protein of 358 amino acids. The transcript is spliced from 6 exons. Gene Ontology annotation, molecular function: protein binding. The record is from RefSeq and is a predicted model, not a curated record.